Messenger RNA from Lachnellula hyalina, 828 nucleotides. RefSeq names its product Ribosome-recycling factor (gene frr). The transcript has 3 exons. Gene Ontology annotation, molecular function: ribosomal large subunit binding. Gene Ontology annotation, biological process: translation. Gene Ontology annotation, cellular component: mitochondrion. Lineage: Eukaryota; Fungi; Ascomycota; Leotiomycetes; Helotiales; Lachnaceae. The record is from RefSeq and is a predicted model, not a curated record. The coding region runs from base 1 to 828 and encodes 275 amino acids.
AUGCCUCCUCCAUUUUCUAUACGAGCCAAUGCGCUCAAACAACUCAUUUCUAAAACAGCUAUCAAAUCGGAAGCUCCGAUUAUCCUCCGAACAACCACCACCAUCCGCCAACCUUUCCUCCGAACUUCAAAGCCAGCACUCAAUGGCACACGCACCUUCUCCCAGUCUCACUUACUUUUGGCUAAGAAGAAAAGCAAAGCCGACCGCGAGCUCGAAGAAGCCGCGUCCGUGAACCAGGUCAUCGAAGACCCCUUCGACUUCAGCGAGUUGAACUCCGGGAUUGAGAAGGCUUUAAAGAAGCUCGAGGCAGAUUUAUCCAAGCUAAGGACUGGGGGCAGGUUUAAUCCUGAGGUGCUUGAUAAUCUGAGGGUGAGCUUGAGCAAGGAGAGUAAGAAGACGGAGAGGUUGGGGGAUUUGGCAAACGUGCUGCCGAAUGGGGGGAGGAUGCUUAUGGUGCUAGUUGGAGAGAAGGAACAUCUUCAUCCCGUUAUGUCUGCGAUCCAGGCCGCAAAGAAUAUCAAUCUCCAACCACAGAUUGAUCCGCAGAACUCGUCUACACAGCUGAAUAUCCGUAUUCCUCCUCCUACAAAAGAGUCGAGAGAUCAGGCAUUAGCAGAUGCUAGUAAGACUGGAGAGACUGCUAAGGCCGGUGUACAGACUGCCAGAAGUGUACAGCAUAAACGGCUGAGGGGUAUGGAGUUAAAGAAGGCAGCCAGGCCAGAUGAUCUAAAGAAAGCUCAAAAGGAGAUGGAGAAGAUUGUAGAGAAGGCCACGGCGGAUAUCAAGAAGACUGUUGAUACGGCAAGAAAGACUAUGGCCCAGUCAUGA